AUGGCUGACGCCGAGGAUAUCCAGCCCCUCGUCUGCGACAAUGGAACCGGUAUGGUCAAGGCUGGGUUCGCUGGCGACGACGCCCCGAGGGCCGUCUUCCCCAGCAUCGUGGGGCGCCCGCGCCACACCGGUGUCAUGGUCGGGAUGGGGCAGAAGGAUGCCUACGUCGGUGACGAGGCGCAGUCCAAGAGGGGUAUCCUGACCCUCAAGUACCCCAUCGAGCACGGAAUCGUCAGCAACUGGGACGACAUGGAGAAGAUCUGGCAUCACACCUUCUACAACGAGCUCCGUGUGGCUCCCGAGGAGCACCCCGUCCUCCUCACCGAGGCGCCCCUGAACCCCAAGGCUAAUCGUGAGAAGAUGACCCAGAUCAUGUUCGAGACCUUCAACACCCCCGCCAUGUACGUCGCCAUCCAGGCCGUCCUCUCGCUGUAUGCCAGUGGUCGUACCACAGGUAUCGUGCUCGACUCGGGAGAUGGUGUCAGCCACACUGUCCCCAUCUACGAGGGAUACGCCCUCCCCCACGCCAUCCUUCGUCUCGACCUGGCUGGCCGCGACCUCACCGACUACCUCAUGAAGAUCCUGACUGAACGCGGCUACUCCUUCACCACCACUGCUGAGCGGGAAAUUGUCAGGGACAUGAAGGAGAAGCUCGCCUACAUUGCCCUGGACUACGACCAGGAGAUGGAGACUGCCAAGACCAGCUCUUCCGUGGAGAAGAGCUACGAGCUUCCUGAUGGACAGGUCAUCACCAUUGGCGCUGAGCGCUUCCGCUGCCCUGAGGUCCUCUUCCAGCCAUCCUUCAUUGGGAUGGAAGCUGCUGGUAUCCACGAGACUACCUACAACUCCAUCAUGAAGUGCGACGUGGAUAUUAGGAAGGAUCUAUAUGGCAACAUCGUCCUCUCUGGUGGUACCACUAUGUUCCCUGGGAUUGCUGACAGGAUGAGCAAGGAAAUCACUGCCUUGGCUCCCAGCAGCAUGAAGAUCAAGGUGGUUGCUCCUCCAGAAAGGAAGUACAGUGUCUGGAUUGGAGGAUCCAUCUUGGCAUCCCUCAGCACCUUCCAGCAGAUGUGGAUUGCCAAGGCUGAGUACGACGAGUCUGGCCCGUCCAUCGUCCACAGGAAAUGCUUCUAA
Messenger RNA from Miscanthus lutarioriparius, 1134 nucleotides. The record is from the annotation of a GenBank genome assembly. Lineage: Eukaryota; Viridiplantae; Streptophyta; Magnoliopsida; Poales; Poaceae.